Messenger RNA from Umbelopsis ramanniana AG, 2148 nucleotides. RefSeq lists its product as uncharacterized. The coding region runs from base 15 to 2021 and encodes 668 amino acids. NCBI's taxonomy places the organism in Eukaryota, Fungi, Mucoromycota, Umbelopsidomycetes, Umbelopsidales, Umbelopsidaceae. The transcript is spliced from 3 exons. Gene Ontology annotation, biological process: lipid metabolic process. The record is from RefSeq and is a predicted model, not a curated record.
CCAGGAUAAUCCCAAUGGCAGAAAACAAUGACACGAAAAGCGACGAUGAAAAUCAAGUAUUCGUCGUUCCAAAAUCAAACAAGACAUUUAAUCUAGCUGACACAACCUCGUUCGGAUUGGACGUAGCAUCUGUGUCAACCACAGUGGGUCUCGACAUAGCCAAACUUUCCACAAAAAUGGGCUUUUUGAUUGCAAAACGCUCCCUCGACGCAGUGUCAUGGCUUGUUAAUCCGCAGAGCGGCGAUGAGGAGGCCGCGCAAGUCAUCUCCUGGAGCAACGCUCCCAUCAGCGCCUUGCUGGCCGCUGCUUCAGCAGGCGUUUCCUUCGGCGAAGCGGUUAGUAUUGGGUCCAUGAAUGUUGCGUCUACGGUAGUAACGACAUCAUUGGAGACGGCAAAAGAUUCCAUCGAAACUCUGAACACCUUGUUCGGAAGCACUGACACCGCCCGCUGCUUGGAAGAAUUUGUUCAGCUCGUGAAGCGUGAGUGGGUGGUGAAGGACGAAGAUCGUCACCUCCUUCCCGAUAAAUUCGCAGAUUUUACACUUGUCGGUACCAUCAAGGCAUUGACAGCUUGGGCAGCCAUACAGAAAGUCACAGACGAGCAUUGGAAUCGGCAAGUGCUGGAAAGUUGCACUGAACUGGCGAUGUUCACUCAAUGGUUGGAUGACGAAGAUAGUAAAACGCUUUGCUCUGAAGACGAGUCUCAAUCCGAUCCAACCGUUCCUUUGCAAGAGCCAGAAGACAAAGAAACCAUGAUGGUCACGGGCAAAGAAGAAGAUGAACAUGGUACCGUGUUUGAAGGUACUAUAGAGCCUUCAGCACCUAUGCUUUCCACCGCCGACGUAGUAUCUCACAAUGUGGAACAAAAUAUUCCCGGUGGCGCUCAAUAUGGAAGUAGACGGAGAGGAUCUUCAUGCUAUCCAUUUAUUGAAGACAAUGACAACAACAUUGAAGAUGUCCUGCAUAACCUUAAGCGGUACUCCAAGUUCUCUAUGGGCGCAUAUGGGCGUACCUUCAUGAGGAUGUUUGGACUUGCACUACCGCCCAUUCCUACCGAUACUAGCCAUAUAAAUCCUAAUUUCAUCACAUUCGCCCAUUAUACCAGUACAUCUUUGGAUAAUGUCAUUGGAUUUCCGAACCCACAAGAAGAUACGGUGAAGACUGAAAAGAGUUAUGCACCUUCCUACUAUUUAAUCAAGGACCAUGACUCCAAAACCAUCAUCUUGUCGUUCAGAGGCACAUUUUCAUUAAAUGAUCUAGCGGUUGAUCUGACAUGCGAGUACGAUGAUUUUGUGAUACCCGGAGACCAGACGCCUCGAACAUAUAGGGUCCAUAGCGGCAUGCACCGCGCUGCAAAAGCAAUCUAUCAUGGAGGAUCAGGAAUACUGAUGACAGCCGUUAAACAAGCAUUGGUUGAAAACGAAGGCUAUGGCUUGGUUCUGGUUGGUCAUUCCUUGGGUGCUGCAAUUGCCUCCAUCCUGACUUUGAUGCUGGCAUCACCUGAAUCCUGUACAACAACACUUCAAUCCGGUUUACCACCGUUUCGGCCGGUUAAGACAUAUUGUCUGGCGUCACCAUGCUGCAUGGAUAUUCAGCUCUCUGAGCGUUCACGCAAAUUGAUAACAAGUAUGGUGUACUCUUACGAUGUGAUUACGAGACUGUCACUGGGCUCAAUUCGAGAUUUACGAACAGUAGUAGCUUGGUUGACCCAAGACGGCGGAGAAAACGAAUUAUCGACUUCAAUUAUUAGACGUGCCUUAAAUCCAGAUUCCAACACCGUCAACUGGAUGGUAUCACUUCGCGCUGGCUUGGAAGCUAAAAUGCAAGCUGAGAAAUUAUACCCGCCAGGCACAGUAUAUUGGGUACGCGACCAUCCGGUCAAUGAAAAAUGUUUUCAGCUUUAUCGAAUCGACAAGGUCGAGAAAGUGCUUAACAGUCUCAUCUUUGGUCGAACCAUGAUCAGCGAUCACUGGCCUCAUCGUUACGAGUUCAUCCUAUCUCAACUUCAGAAAGAAUCGUAACUUUUUUUCAGCCAAACCCAAAGGUCCAGGAAACCAAAAGCCGGCCAUUUGUCAUAGAAGAUUUGAUUCUCCAUUUGAAAAUACCUGUCUCUCUCUCAUUCAUUCCUACAUUACACUAUAUUUCUUU